Molecule: messenger RNA, 1800 nt
Organism: Saccharomyces kudriavzevii IFO 1802
Lineage: Eukaryota; Fungi; Ascomycota; Saccharomycetes; Saccharomycetales; Saccharomycetaceae
Gene: MEX67
Product: Mex67p
Exons: 1
Coding region: 1-1800 (599 amino acids)
Biological process (GO): poly(A)+ mRNA export from nucleus
Cellular component (GO): nucleus
Molecular function (GO): RNA binding; protein binding
Source: RefSeq, a predicted model, not a curated record
AUGAGCGGCUUUCACAAUGUGGGAAACAUUAAUAUGAUGGCUCAACAGCAGAUGCAACAAAAUAGGGUGAAAGUCUGUAUCAGGAACUGGCAGAAUGCUACCAUGAAUGAUUUGAUAAAUUUUUUGAGUAGGAAUGCUCGGGUAGCUAUUCUCGAAGCUCGUGUGGAAGGAGCACUAGUUGUUGGAUAUGUAAGCUCAAAAAGUGAAGCUGAAUCACUAAUGAAGUGGAACGGUGUCCGUUUUGCUGGCAGCAAUUUGAAGUUUGAACUACUGGACGGUAAUGGAGGUUCUGCGGGAACUUCAGAUACCAUUUCGUUCUUGCGAGGGGUGCUACUCAAGAGAUAUGAUCCCCAGGCAAAAUUAUUGAAUUUAGGGGCAUUGCAUUCAGACCCCGAAUUAAUUCAAAAGGGUGUCUUCAGUUCCAUAUCAACACAAUCUAAGAUGUUCCCAGCAAUGAUGAAGCUAGCUUCUACUGAAAAAAGUUUGGUAGUGGAAAGUGUGAAUCUUGCUGACAACCAACUAAAGGACAUCUCCGCAAUUUCCACAUUGGCUCAAACAUUUCCCAACUUGAAGAAUCUUUGUCUGGCCAACAACCAGAUUUUCAGAUUCAGAUCAUUAGAGAUCUGGAAGAACAAAUUCAAAGAGUUAAGAGAGCUUUUAAUGACCAAUAACCCCAUAACCACUGAUAAAUUGUACCGCACUGAAAUGUUAAGGUUAUUUCCAAAGUUGGUAGUACUUGACAAUGUGAUUGUAAGGGACGAAGUGAAAUUGCAAAGUGUUUAUGCACUACCCAUGAAAAUCCAACAGUUUUUUUUUGAAAACGAUGCAUUAGGGCAAUCAUCCACUGAUUUUGCAACCAACUUUCUAAAUUUAUGGGACAACAACAGAGAACAGUUGUUAAAUUUGUACACGGCGCAAUCUCAAUUUUCCGUUUCCGUGGAUUCUACCAUCCCUCCUUCUACAGUAGCAGAAUCGGAUCAAACCCCAGCAUUUGGUUAUUACAUGUCAUCUUCACGUAACAUUUCUAAAGUAUCGAGUGAAAAGUCCAUCCAACAAAGACUAUCAAUCGGACAAGAAUCCGUCAACAACAUAUUUAAGACUUUACCAAGAACAAAACAUCAUUUACAAGACCAACCCACUGAAUACUCCAUGGAAACAAUCAGUUAUCCUCAGAUAAACGGGUUCAUCAUUACGUUGCACGGGUUUUUUGAAGAGACUGGCAAACCUGAACUUGAAGCCAAUAAAAAAACGGGAAAAAGUAACUAUCAAAAGAAUAGAAGAUACAAUCACGGUUACAAUUCCACUUCAAAUAACAAAUUAUCCAAAAAAUCCUUUGAUAGAACCUGGGUAAUUGUUCCGAUGAACAACAGUGUCAUAAUUGCAUCUGACCUACUAACCGUAAGAGCGUAUUCCACGGGCGCCUGGAAAAAUGCAUCUCUCGAAAUACCACAACCACCACAACAACAAUCUUCAGUACUACCACAGGCUGCAAGCAUGAACCCAAACAUAACGACACCGCCUCCACCGCAGCCCUCGCUGGUACCUGGGGGGAUGGGCAUGCCCGGGGUGCCCCAGGGACCAAUGGCCAUGGCUCCUACUCUACAACUACCACCGGAUGUUCAAUCGCGGUUGAAUCCAGUGCAACUUGAGCUUCUGAAUAAACUGCAUUUGGAAACGAAAUUAAAUGCAGAAUACACGUUCAUGUUGGCCGAGCAAAGUAAUUGGAACUAUGAAAUCGCCAUAAAGGGGUUUCAGGGUAGUAUGAACGGUAUUCCCAGGGAGGCCUUUGUACAAUUUUAG